Molecule: messenger RNA, 2429 nt
Organism: Phyllostomus hastatus (greater spear-nosed bat)
Lineage: Eukaryota; Metazoa; Chordata; Mammalia; Chiroptera; Phyllostomidae
Gene: CSF2RA
Product: colony stimulating factor 2 receptor subunit alpha
Exons: 13
Coding region: 537-1727 (396 amino acids)
Biological process (GO): cytokine-mediated signaling pathway
Cellular component (GO): external side of plasma membrane; membrane
Molecular function (GO): protein binding; cytokine receptor activity
Source: RefSeq, a predicted model, not a curated record
GAGUGCGAGCUUCCAAGCUCCUUCUUUCCCGCUCCGGUAGGUGCCCACACCGGGGGCGCUGAGGAACGACCCAAUGACGUGAACCGGACAACGGAACCGGCCCGAGUCCCAGAGUUCCCGGGCAGGGAGGCGCUCCUGAAGACAAGGAGACCCAAUGCGGUGUCCACUCUGAGCCCCCUUGCCAGGCAGCCCGAUGCACGCAUGCCGUUCGCCCACCUUUCCUCUUUGCGGUCGCUAGAGAGCUAAUAACGCCAGCCUCCGUUUCGCAGACACCUCCGCGGUGCCCACAGCCACCCGCGUACGAAACAGAAAUGAGGAAGAGCAGCGAGGAAGGGGCAGGUCAUGGAAUGAACACGCAUGAAAGUCCUGAGUGUUGAGCUCACAUUUCCUGGGUGCCAUCAGUGCGGGCGACUCUGGGGCGCGGACCAGAGGCUCGGAGGUGGGUGCGCCGGGAGACGGAGCACAACGACGUAUAAGGCAGCUUCAUGGAAGACAGCCCGGCGUCCUAGGCGUUGCCGGGUCCCGCGGGCGGCCCCAUGGGUCCCCUGGCCACAGCCGUCCUGGUCGCCGUGCUCUUCGACCCGGUGCUCCUGCUCGCCCAGCACGGCCGGCCCACGGAGGAGACCACGCCCGGCAUCAACGUGCAGUUCGACCUGAGCAGCAGGACCUUGACGUGGGACUGCACGCAGAAUGUCACGGCCACCGCGUGUGGCAUGACCACACAGGCCAAGGGGAUGGUGAGGCUGAAGCCCCAGAAGACAACUUGCCAGUGCUCGUUUCAAGGCCAUAUUCUGCACGAGGGCGCCAUGUUCACCGUGACGGUCAAGGUCGGCCAGAGGGAGAUGACAGAAAAGCUGCUCUACGCGCACCCAGGCGGAAACAACACGGCCGCACACAACUUCUCCUGCUUCAUCUACGACGCGGACUUCAUGAACUGCACGUGGGCCAGGGGCCGCGCAGCCCCCGACGACGUCCAAUAUUUUCUGUAUAUCUGGGACCCAAAGAGAAGAACCGAGAGACCGUGCCGUCACUACGCCACAGAGGCAGGGACCCACGUGGGAUGCCACCUGGACUUUGUCUCUGAGCUACGUCCGGAAAUUUACGUCCUGGUGAACGGCUCCAGUGAGAAAGCGGGGAUCCAGUUCUUUGAUGCCCUUCUGGUGCUGAAGAAAAUAGAAGUGCACAGCCCGCCCAGCAACAUCACCGUGGGCUGCAACGCGUCCCACUGCCUCAUCCGCUGGGAGAGGCCGCGGAGCCACCUGAGCACCUCCGACCGUGAGUUCCAGUACCAGCUGCACAUCCAGAGGCAGAACAAGGAGCGGCGAGAUGGCAACGAAAUGGUGGAGCUCUCUGGAGAUGAGGGAAACAAAUACGACUUCCACAGCCCCCAGCCCAGAGCCAGGCACACGGUCCAGAUCAGAGCGGCGGACGCCAGGGUGCUUCAGUGGGGCGCUUGGAGCCCCCCAGCGGAGUUCGGCUCCGGAGAACAGGCACGCACCCUGGUCCACGUGUACCUGCUGGUGAUCCUGGGGACCGUCAUCGGCGCCCUGACGCUUGGCUACCUCUUUAAAAGGUUCGUUGGGGUGCCGAUUCCACAGAUCAAGGACAAAGUGAACAAGGAAGAUGAUGAGAUCAUAUGGGAGAAGCUCCCCGCGGCCUCGAGGAAAGCGGAAGGCGAGGACGUCCUGACCGUGCAGGAGCUCGGCGAGUCCGCGGUCAGCGUGUGAGCCUCGCACACGGCAGCCGCGAGUCGCUCUGAAACUUUUUUUUUUUACUUAUAAAUCUUGAGAAAAAAAGAAGAAAAAACCUACCUAGAAACACUUCCAGGGGCUGACCGAGCUGCCUGCACGCCCCUGGGUCCUGCCCACUGAGCCGCCCUAAUAAAGCAGUGCCUGGGAUCCUGUUUCAACCAAUAGGACUGAGAGUUUCCUCAUCCAAUCAGAGGCUGCACAGCCAUAGCUCCCAUCGUCAUCUUCACCGACCAAUCAGAGCGGCUCAUGUAUGACCAACCAAAACAGGGCCUAUUGGACCCAUCACACUUCAAGGAGUCCUCAUUUGCAUGAAAACGGACCAAUUGGGGACCGGGGGUGGGGACUUGUGUCUAUAAAAGCGAGCUCCCCGGGGCUCUGAUAAGCAGAUUUCUGCAGCGGUCCUCGGUGCUGGUUCUGUGUCUUGUGGCUGCGCGUUGCAUCACUGUUGAGCUGCACGUCCUCUCGCUCUUCUGCAAUUUGGGAGUUUCCUGUGGCUGUUGAAUGCGUGCGAAACACCGUAGCCUCACACCUCCUACGGGACCCUCUUGUGCUGAGUGCAAGAAGCCAGAUGGAGAAAAGACACACUAUACCGUCUCACCUAGGAGUGGAACCUAAUCAACACAACAAACUAAUGAACAGGACGGAACCAGCGACGUGGGAAGGAGGAGCAGACUGACA